GAUAAUUUGCACUUCUAUGCUGAUGUUAUGCGAGAAGCUAAGUUAGAAAAAGAAGAGGAUCAUAUUAGAUGUAAAGUUGAAGAAAUAGUUAAAGAAAAAAAGGAAAAGGCAAAAGAGGCAUUAUCAAAACCUGAUGAUAAAGAACCUAUAUUAAAGAGUAGAUAG
Scutellospora calospora is the source of this 165-nucleotide messenger RNA. The record is from the annotation of a GenBank genome assembly. NCBI's taxonomy places the organism in Eukaryota, Fungi, Glomeromycota, Glomeromycetes, Diversisporales, Gigasporaceae.